Messenger RNA from Saimiri boliviensis boliviensis (Bolivian squirrel monkey), 1586 nucleotides. RefSeq names its product phorbol-12-myristate-13-acetate-induced protein 1 (gene PMAIP1). Gene Ontology annotation, biological process: positive regulation of apoptotic process; DNA damage response; release of cytochrome c from mitochondria. The record is from RefSeq and is a predicted model, not a curated record. Gene Ontology annotation, cellular component: mitochondrion. NCBI's taxonomy places the organism in Eukaryota, Metazoa, Chordata, Mammalia, Primates, Cebidae.
UCACGGAGUGCGCUCGUCAGCUCCGCGCGUCCGGCCACCCGAUCCCGCCACCCGAUCCCGCCACCCGAUUCCGCUACCCCAGCCCGCGGGUCUGUUCCGUGCGGCUCGCGUCUUGCGGACGUCCGAGGUGCCCCGGGCGAAGGCUGAGGCUCCCGGGCUCCGUAGCUGAGUGGCGGCGGCACCGGCAGAGAUGCCUGGGAAGAAGGCGCGCAAGAGCGCGCAACCGAGCCCCGCGCGGGCUCCAGCAGACCUUGAAGUCGAGUGUGCCAUUCAACUCAGGAGAUUUGGAGACAAACUGAAUUUCCGGCAGAAACUUCUGAAUCUGAUAUCCAAACUCUUCUGCUCAGGAACCUGACUGCAUUAAAACACUGGCAUGAGGGGACUUCUUCAAAAGAGAAGUUUUCUCAGGAGGUGCACAUUUCAUCAAUUUGGAGAUUGCAAUUUGAAGAUUGAAUUGUAAUUGAGAGGAGUGUGAAGAAGCAUUCGCGAGUGCCCUUGGAAACAGAAGAUGGAAUGCAUCAAAAAUGAAUUUCUGUUGGCGAUUUCCCAGAUUAUCAUUUGUUGGGAUAUGAGAAUGUUAUAAAACGACUUUGUUUAUUUUAAAGCAAGAACGAGAGACCCUUGGAAAUAGGGAAGUAAUGAUUGAUACAUUUCUUUUUUACUUAGAUAAUUGUUCUAGUGUUUUUGUUGAAGAUUAUUGCUGGCCUGGUGGAAAGGGGAUGAUCCAUGAUUAGACUCGGUGGCUGGGAAGAAAAGUUCAGUGCUUUGUUGUCAUUGCUGUUUUUGGUAUUUUGCUUUUCAGUACCAACUCAGCAAAAUGUAUAUAAUUUGGUUUAUACAUAUUACCUUGUUAUAAGGAAAAAAAUUUAUUCUGAGAACACUGAAAUGUCAUAGUGAAUGUUGAUUUCUUAGGUCACUACACAAUGUGAAAGAAUUUGUUUCCUUUGGCUCAAAUUGUAUUGCUUCUGUUGAGAUGAUCAUUCACUGUGUUCCUGUUGGAAACUAUGGAAAACUGGAAAAUAACUUCGAAAAAAUUGGAUAGAAGUAUAGGAGGUUACUUGGGGCUAGUAUAUUGGUAGACUGAACAUUCAAUAUAAUAAAAGAACAUGGGGAUUUUGUAUAACCAGGGAUAAUAAAAAGAAAAAAGUUGAUUUUUAAUUGAUGUUAUUAAAACUUGACUUGAUGAGAAGUGAAUGGUUCUAAAGAAGUUUCUAAAAUUUGGAAAAUGCUCCUUGUCAUAUUAGUGUGCAUCCUACAAAAAGUGAUCUUUUAAUAUAAAUUAAGAAUAUUUUCAUAAUUGGAAUAUGCUUUUCUUAAAAAGAGGAACAGAUUGUUCUCAUCUAGAAUGAAAGUUCCACAUAUGCAUUGGUGCAUAUAUGUCUGCAUAUACUUACAUAUUAUAUGGAUAUCUGUAUGGAUAAUUUGUAUUAGAGUAUUAUAUAGAUUCUUAGAAGGGUUCAAAUAAGUUUCAUUUUUUUAUCUGGUCUAUAUACAGUCCUCAAAUACAUAAAAAAUAUGAUUUUAUUUCAGCAAAAAUAAUUUUAUUUAUUUUGCCUAUUUAUAAUUAAAAUAUUUUUUAGUUUGAA